Caretta caretta (loggerhead turtle) is the source of this 390-nucleotide messenger RNA. It is a transcript of the gene GPHA2, whose product is annotated as glycoprotein hormone subunit alpha 2. NCBI's taxonomy places the organism in Eukaryota, Metazoa, Chordata, Testudines, Cheloniidae. The record is from RefSeq and is a predicted model, not a curated record. Gene Ontology annotation, molecular function: hormone receptor binding; hormone activity. Gene Ontology annotation, biological process: cell surface receptor signaling pathway. Gene Ontology annotation, cellular component: extracellular region.
AUGCCGUCCUGCCUUGCUGUCAUCAUCAUCUCCCUGCUGCUGAUCCUGAUGGCUUCCCCAUGCUGGAGCUAUGAGGCCAUCGGGCCUGGCUGCCAUCUGCACCCAUUUGAUGUAACCAUCAAGAGCGACCGCCGUGGGACCUGCCGUGGGACCCAUGUGGUUCAGGCCUGUGUGGGCUACUGCGAAUCCAGUGCCUUCCCCUCCAAGUACUCCGUCCUGCUGGCCAGCAGCUUCAAACACAACAUCACCUCUGUGUCCCAGUGCUGCACCAUCAGCAAGAUGCAGAAGAUCAAAGUCCGCCUGCAUUGCCGGGCCGUCCGCCACGAAGAGAUAGAGAUCUUCACUGCCAAGAGCUGCCAGUGCGACAUGUGCCGCCUCUCCCGAUACUGA